Molecule: messenger RNA, 1161 nt
Organism: Ceraceosorus bombacis
Lineage: Eukaryota; Fungi; Basidiomycota; Exobasidiomycetes; Ceraceosorales; Ceraceosoraceae
Source: the annotation of a GenBank genome assembly
AUGUCUGCCUCUCGAGAGGACCAAUUGACCUACUUGUUCGGUCACGCUACCAGCGAAUCGGAGCGGUGAGUUUGGGCGUGCGUGCGUGCGUGCGUGUGAUGGACGAGCGCUUGAUUUGGAAUGGUGGCGGAUGAGAAUCAUCCUCACCAUACGUUUGUCAUGAUAGGAGCCGUCUGGAGACCUCAACAUCAGACCAAGGCGUAUGCUUUGCGCGAAAGCCGAACAGCAGACUCAAAUGCUCCGCGAUCGCCAAUGCUUCCUCAGCGCUCCGCUUCUCGCUCGCGCGUUUCGAUUGCUCGCUCUGCUCGCGCGCUGACCUCUCGCCCCGCUUCUCGCUCCGCGCGCUCGCCCUGCCUCGCCGCACGCCAGUCUGAACUUUCAGCAGGAACUCUUCAACGCUCUAUUUCCUGGACGCGAAUACGUCCACUCGACCGAGUACGAUGUCAGUCGAGCUCAUCGCGUGCUCGACACGGCCACGGGCACAGGCGUGUGGUUAGAGAGAUUGGCUAGAGACGGUCAGGGUGGCAAGCGACUUCCGGCAAACGUGCAGCUGGAAGGCAGCGACAUUGUGCUGGACAAGGUGACGGCCAAGGAUACGCCCAUCGAUUUCAGCGUGCACGAUGUGCUUCAGCCCUUUCCGCAAGAGCAGCACGGCAAGUACGACUUGGUUCAGAUGCGAUACGUCAUCAUGGCGAUGAAUUCGGAGCAGUACGCCACUGCUAUACGAAAUCUCUACGCCCUCUUGAAGCCCGGUGGCACGCUUCAAGUCGUCGAGCUGGACCCGCGACCCCCCGCACCGCGCAACGAGACGGAGCACUUUAUCAAGGACAUGUUCGACGGCUUGUGGUCGCGCGCCAACAAGGAUCCUCCUGGCAUUUGUAGGGACAUGCAAGCGCAUCUCUGCACCGCAGGCUUUUCGAGCGUCGAUGUGCAAACCUCGCCUUGGCCGUGGGGUCGCGUUGCGCAAGAGAUGGGCUUGAGCGAAGAGGUGAUGCUCAAGUCUGUCGCGAAUACGACUUUUGCAUUCAAAGCUCUCAAGGGACCGAUUCUAUUCUUUGCAGACAAGGCGCCCGUCGCCGGCGUAACGAGCGAGGCCAUCUUUGAUCAAAAAGCCGAGGACAUUAAGCGCUUCUAUCUCGAGAUUGGAUUUUCUAGCGACUU